Molecule: messenger RNA, 243 nt
Organism: Rhizophagus irregularis DAOM 181602=DAOM 197198
Lineage: Eukaryota; Fungi; Glomeromycota; Glomeromycetes; Glomerales; Glomeraceae
Source: RefSeq, a predicted model, not a curated record
AUGAAUUGGGGUAAGGGAAUUUCCCCUUCGGACUUUAUUGGAUUGGUUUCCAUUAUCGAUUUGAGGAUUUCCCUCUUCGGACUUUAUUGGAUGGGCAGGUUUCCAUUAACGAAUUGGGGAUUUUUCUCUUCGGACUUUAUUGGAUUGAUAAGUUUCCCCUUUGAAUUUUAUCAAAUCAGUUUUCUACAGAUUUUUAUUAAGUUAGGUGAAGAUGAUGGGUGGAUGAUGGAUGAUGGAUGGUGA